Molecule: messenger RNA, 2256 nt
Organism: Acanthaster planci (crown-of-thorns starfish)
Lineage: Eukaryota; Metazoa; Echinodermata; Asteroidea; Valvatida; Acanthasteridae
Product: cholesterol 7-desaturase nvd-like
Biological process (GO): cholesterol metabolic process
Cellular component (GO): cytoplasm
Molecular function (GO): 2 iron, 2 sulfur cluster binding; oxidoreductase activity
Source: RefSeq, a predicted model, not a curated record
AGCCUCGGUUGCUAGGAAACAUGCGCCCUCCCUUGGUGCAGCUCGGAGAUCACAGGCCUACACCACUUUCCAAAAACCUUGUGGCACUACUGGGCUUUAGCAAGUUUUAACGCAGCCUACAGUAUCAUAGAAAUCCCGAAUAGUUACUUGGAACAGACUCUGCCCCAGCAGUAAGAUGGCACUGUCGAAAGCUGGAGUAUUCACCCUAGUCUUUCCGGUUUUCUUGGCGGGUCUGGUCAUCCGUCCACCUAUCCUCGAAGACUAUGCUAAGAAGCUGAUAGACCAGGUUCAGCGCGUCAAUUUGACCAUCUCUGCUGAGGUCGUUCCCAACACGCUCGCCGCGGUGGUCGACAGUCCCAUGUUCCGGUUUGCCGUGGUGUACGGGCUGGUCGCCGUUACCACCUACCUCGCCCUUGGGGUCUACAAGGCGUUGAGGGAGCCCCUCGCCAUCUAUUGCGACGAGCCCAAGGUGGCCUACUUUGUGGAAGGGGUGGCUGAGGGGAAGACCAAGGAGGAGCAGGUGAGGGAAUUUAAGAGAUGGCGGAGGGUUGGGGACGUUCCACCCGUCUACCCCAACGGCUGGAUGUCGGUUCUGAUGUCGUCUGAACUGAAGAGGAAAGAACACAAAUUCGUGCACGUGGCGGGCAAGAACCUGGCCGUGUUCCGGGGCGAGAGUGGGAACGCGUACAUCGUGGACGCCUACUGCGCCCACCUCGGAGCUAACCUAGCCGUGGGAGGCUCGGUGCAGGGCGAGUGCAUUGAAUGCCCCUUCCACGGCUGGCGGUACAGGGGAAGCGACGGCAAGUGCGUCAAGAUCGGGUACGCCGAAAAAGUGCCUGACUUUGCCAAGAUCCCAACCUACCACUCCUGCGAGGUCAACCAGAGGAUCUUCUUCUGGAACCACGCCGAAGGCAAGGAACCAGAUUGGCAGAUCCCGGAAUUGAAAGAGGUCACCAAUGGGGAAAUGUACCCAGUGGGGUUCACCGUCGCAGAAUACGAUGGCCACAACGAAGACGUUCCUGAGAACGGGGCUGACGUUGCGCACCUGAACUACCUCCACGGACCGAGAGGCUUCACGGGCAGGGACACGUUUACCGACGCCACUUGGGAGGCCCACGAGACUGAGAAACACAUAGCUUCAGUGUACAUCACCAGCCACCAGGCGAAGCUCUUUGGCUUCAUCCCCGUGCCGACCGACCGUUUGCGCGUCGAUCAGAUUGGACCGUGCUUCGCCCACUUUCAAUUAAACCACGGUAUGGUUGGACGGAUGGUCUUUGUCCUUUCGGUCACGCCCAUCGGUCCUAUGAGACAGAGAAUUGUGACCACGGCUUUCUAUCAAGGCAGCCGCCUCGCCUUCUACAUCGGCAAGCGGGUCCUUUAUGAACAGUAUUACCAGAUCGAGGGAGACAUACCCGUGUGGGCCAAUAAGGUGUAUCUCCGCAACGCCAUGUUGGUGAAGGAGGAUCAUCUAAUCGCGAAGCACCGGCGCUUUUACGCCCAGUUCUACUCCGAGAACAGUCCCAAGUACACCCAAGAGGCGAGGUCCGUGGACUGGUAAAAACCCGUGGGAAGUCUCAAGGCCACGCAGAGGGGGUAAAACUUACUACCCCGCUCAUCACAGCUUUACUAACUUCUCAACGUUCUAGACCUCUUGCCAGGUCGACCAACCUUCCCUUUAUGAUGCUUUACGCCAUUUAUGAGCAACAACUUGACAUUUACAGUUAAAUAAACUUUAAUUUAAAAAAAUGAAAUAAAAUAAGGAUAAAAUGCGUCAAAUCGCCAUCGAUCUUGUCAAAUCGCCAUCGAUCAGGAUCAUUUUCAAUAGGUUCGGAACGAAUGAGUUAUAAACUAGACACUCCUUUGCAAAAUAAUUUACGUGUUACUUUGAGUGCCUAUUUCAGCAUUAUUAAAUUUAUGUCAAGCCUAUUAAUUAACAAAUCAUGCUGCAUAUAUUAUCAUUCAUUUUCACCCGCUAUGCUAUUUCUUCAAGAAGAUGAGAUAGAAUUAGAGUCAGCAUCACUGUAGCUUCACUGUCUAUGUUUACACUGAUUCAAGAAACAUUUUAUAUCUUUCAUUUUUAGGACACUCUUUAGCCUUUUGUUUGUGCCCCUCUUUUGGGAUUACAUCCACAGCUAUAAUUGAAUGCAAAUGUGAGAAACUAAUACGGGCAUUGCACUAUAUUGAGCCUCCAAGAGUUUGCAACGCGUUGGCCAAUCGCAAUGUGCGAAAUCUGUUAACCCCUUGCGCGUUGAAAAA